AUGUCCCAUUUAGAACGAGGUUGUGACGCGAAUUUCGCCAAAUUGCAGUGCGCCACCAAUAAACGUCACACUCCUGCUGUCGCCCAGUUCGGGUUAGACCAACAAGGUCGCGGACCACAAACGAUCUGGGAGACUGGAAUAUAUGUCCUCGUGUGUCGUCUGGUGCUGCCUGCCUCCGUAUUCCUGGAUUAUGGGAAGGAGAGGGAGUGA
Messenger RNA from Protopolystoma xenopodis, 210 nucleotides. NCBI's taxonomy places the organism in Eukaryota, Metazoa, Platyhelminthes, Monogenea, Polystomatidea, Polystomatidae. The record is from the annotation of a GenBank genome assembly.